Messenger RNA from Bombyx mori (domestic silkworm), 1945 nucleotides. RefSeq names its product ethanolamine kinase (gene eas). The transcript has 7 exons. The record is from RefSeq and is a predicted model, not a curated record. Gene Ontology annotation, biological process: phosphatidylethanolamine biosynthetic process. Lineage: Eukaryota; Metazoa; Arthropoda; Insecta; Lepidoptera; Bombycidae. Gene Ontology annotation, cellular component: cytoplasm. Gene Ontology annotation, molecular function: ethanolamine kinase activity. The coding region runs from base 770 to 1834 and encodes 354 amino acids.
ACGAGGAAUAACCUAUUCCAUGAUUUUAAUCUCGAGUAAAUUCAUAGUCGUUUUUCCACGUAUACUUGCGCUAGGAAUAACAAUACGCGAAUAGCAGAGUGAAUGGUGAACAAAAAUAAAAUCCGGCAAAUAAAUGUUGUUGUGCAACGGCAUAGUGUAAGAGCAUACAAAUCGUCAACUCGAUUUUGCCGUAUUUUAGUGUGAAAAAGUAGCUGUUGUGUAAGAUAUCCAGCUGUCAAACGUAUUAUUUUUAUUUCUUGUUUGUUUGAGGGAAUUGUCAAGUUUUGUCGUGUGGUUUUAUCUUUUUUCGUUUAAACGUUGCAUUCAGACUAUUAAUAAUCAUUUAGUGCAUUGCGUUGACUUGAAAUUAAAACAGAAUAAAUAUUUAUGAAAUGACAGAAAUCAGAUGUUGGACUGACAGACGCCAUUACUUUAUUCUAGGAAUAGCUCCGUUAUUCCGUGCGAAACGGCGGUAUAGUAACAAUUCCCGAAUAGGCUCACUAUUCUUAGAAUUGUAGUUGGUAAAACGUAAAAUUGAUUUACUCUCGAUUAACUGACGAGUUAUUCUAAGAAUAAGAUUUACUCUUGUUUGGUCGAAUCGACCCUUAUUGUGCGGUGAUUACUGAUGAAGAUAAAAAUUUAUUCAAUUGAAAACAUAGUUUGUAUAAAAUGAGAAGUGAACACUUAUUUUGCUUAGUUUUGUUUAAGCUUCAGUUGAAGCUAGUGUGCUCUCUCAACGAGAACAAUAGAAUCACAUAAUUUCUUUAACAUGUCGACAGUUUGCCUUUCAGCUGGUGAUAUUUAUAUUCCAAUUCAAAUUCAGGAAAGCGAUAUUUAUGGUGGGAUAAACCUACUUCUAAAAAACCUAAGACCUACAUGGCCUUUAGAAAACGUAAAAUUCAAGGUUUUCACGGAUGGAAUAACUAAUAAAUUAGUUUGUUGUCAAUUAAGUACCUCACACAAUGAAAAUGACAUAGUCCUCGUCCGGAUUUAUGGAAAUAAAACAGAUUUACUAAUUGAUAGAAAAGCUGAAGUCCGAAAUAUAAAAACUCUUAGCGCUCGCGGUUUAGCUCCAAAAUUAUAUGCUGUAUUUGAAAAUGGAUUAAUUUAUCAGUACUUCCCUGGAGACACUUUAAACAUUGAAACAGUACUUGAUAUAAAAAUAUGGCCUCUUGUGGCCAAGCAAAUGGCAAAAAUGCAUAGAGUUGAACUUGGAAAAGAGGUACAAAAAGAUCCAAUGGUAUGGGAUAAAAUUGAACAAUUCCUAAGUUUGUUGCCAGAGAAAUUCUCUACAGAAGUCAAACACAAUAGAUUUGUGAGUAGCUUUGGGUCAGUAACUAAGCUAAGGAUUGAAUUUGAGCGUCUAAAGUCUCAUCUAAUCAAAACGGAGAGCCCAAUAGUGUUUGCUCACAAUGAUUUGCUUCUAGGAAACGUUAUCUUCAACAAAGAUGAAGGGACCAUCUCUUUCAUAGACUAUGAAUAUGCCAGUUACAAUUAUCAGGCGUUCGAUAUAGCUAAUCAUUUCAACGAAUUUGUCGGAUUAUCAAUUGAAGACAUUGAUUACCAAAGAUAUCCGAGUAAAGACUUCCAACUUGCUUGGAUUAGAGUAUAUUUAUCGGAAUAUUUAGGAACAAUGACGCCUGACGCUAAAAGCGUAGAUACAGUUUAUGAAGAAGUACAAAAACUUUCGUUAGCUUCACAUUUUCUUUGGGGUAUAUGGUCACUAGUGCAAUUUGAACAUUCUGAUAUUGAUUUCGAUUUCGGAAGGUAUGCAGAAAUACGUUUACAGCGAUAUUAUCAAACAAAAAAUGAUAUUUUAAGUGUAUGUACUUAAUUAAUUAAUAAUAAUAAUAAAAUGGACAUUUACUUGUAAAAGUACUUAUUUAUAAAUUCUAUAAUUUAUUGUUGAAAUAUCAAUCUUAAAUAAAAAUGCGGAGCAUGCGAA